This is a messenger RNA of Amphibalanus amphitrite, 3624 nucleotides long. RefSeq names its product golgin subfamily A member 6-like protein 22. The annotation marks the transcript as partial. NCBI's taxonomy places the organism in Eukaryota, Metazoa, Arthropoda, Thecostraca, Balanomorpha, Balanidae. The record is from RefSeq and is a predicted model, not a curated record. The transcript is spliced from 2 exons.
ACUCGCCGCAGGGUGACCGCGACGGAGAGAUCGAAGACGAGGAGCAGCACUGCGAUGAGGAGGAGCAGACAUCAGAGGGUCCGCCUCACCCACACGGGCAGAGAUGGCGGCAGAUUGAACAGCAACAUCAGCAGCGGUGGAAGGAGCUGGAACUACAACAUCAGCAGCUAUGGCAGGAACUGGAGAACUCAAGAAACGAAGAAAGAGUGAGGAUGGACAAAAAUCAUGAAGAAGAGCGUCGGGAUCUGGAGCGGGAACAUGAUAAGAAGUGGCAGAACCUGAGCAAAUGCCACCAUGAGGAGCGUAUUGAGCUUUAUCAGCAGCACAAGGAAGACAGCAGAAGCAUGAACAUGCCGACUGAGGACCAGUUAAGGCAGUUGGAUCUCUCCCACCAGCAGCAGUGGGAAGAUCUUCAGCAGGACCUGCAGAAGCAGUGGCAAGAGCUGGAGCAGAGACACCAGAGAGAGUCACGAGAGCUGGAAGUGAGAUACCCAAACUCAGGCUCUGGAGAGGAGAAGAAUCAGCUGCAGGAGGAGUGCAGCAGCAGAUGUGAAGAGCUGCAGGAGGAGCAGGGUAAGGAGUUGGAGAGGCAGGAAAGGAAGGAGCUGGAGGAAGAGCUGAUAGAGGAGAUAAGAAAUGAGCUAAGGGAGGAGGUGAAAAACGAGUCAGAGAAGGAGCUACGGAAGCAGAUAAGAAAGGAGCUGAAGAAAGAACUAAAAAAGGGUCUACGGAAGCAGAUAAAGAAGGAACUGAAGAAAGAGCUGCGGGUGGAGCUGCAGCAGGAGUAGAAGCAUCUUGAAGAAGGUCCGCCACCAUCACCAUCACCACCACCAUCACCAUCGCCACCAGCACCAUCAUCGGCCUCAGGAUCAAGCCCGCCACCAGCCUCCGUGAGUUUGAACUUAUCGAUUGAAUCUGAAAGUAUAAAAUUGGCUAUAUGUUUAGAUGAUUUUGUGCGUUCCCCUCCCAAACCAGAUCAACAGGAGGGGGAGGGGUUCCCACCCCCCGCGCCAUUUCGUUCCUUUUUUGCUGCUGAGGUAAUUUCAGGUCAAGUUAGGUCAAGGUCAAUGAUAUGUGUUCGCAUGUCUGUGUGUGUCUGUGUGUGUACUGAUGUGUGCACCGGGUGUUUAUAAUAAUAAUAAUGCCCUUUAUUUUCGUUCCAUCCUUGAAACAUAUGUGAGCACACAUCGACACUUUUUUUUAAAUCUCACAUCUGCUCUCCCGUGAAUUUCCGGGAGGCACGAAAGAUCUCCUUUUAAAAGUGUCCAAUCAUCCGAUCCUGAUCAAAUAUGUGUGUUCGUAGGCCUGCUCUGGUAUUGCUUUAUCUGCCAAGACAGACAAACUUGAGAAAAAAUCGAGUGACUGUACCUUUUUUGAAGGUUUCUAACCAACUUGUCUGAAAUUCACCGGAGAACAAAUGUGCGGUUUUAAAAAAAGGUGUCGACAUGGAACACACACCACACCACAACAGUCCCAUACUUGGGACGUCAGCGCUCAACAAUGCGCUUUAACCCACGCACCGACGGGGGGGGGGGGCGGAUAUUCGCCCCCUUGAGGUUUUUCGCCAAUAGCGGGAAAACCACGGCGCGUAGCGCCGCGAAAUUUGAUACGACUAUUCUCUCAUCAAUUUUACACAUGGUGUGCAAGUUUGAACCUCCUAACUUUCAAGGUCAGGUCACCAGGUCACUUUGAAUGACCCAACCUCAAGUCACUUUUUUGCAACUUUGUCACCGUGCCAGAGCUACAGUAGAUGUCGGAGGCCUUUAAAAGUCGCAGGAUGUUUUAAGAUCAUUAGUAGCUACAAUUUGUAUGUCUCGGAAUUUUGAUGUCGGUGACCUAAGGUCAUGUCAAUUUCGCGACCUCCCCAUUAUAAGUCAAGGGGGGAAAAAUCAACUCCCUGUUUUUACCACUAAAACGGGUCGGAAUGGCCCCAUAUACCAUACAUGACUUCAUAUACGAUCAACCUUCACUACCUUGAGGUCUGUUUUGCUGUUGGGCAGCUGUAAGGUCAUGUGACGUCAUCAAAGGUCACCAAAGUUUUUUGCCAAUAACUCCGUACAGGAACAAGAUACAGCCGCGCGGAUGGUCUCAUUGUGUUCAGCUCGUCAAGACGCAUCGAAUGAUAUACAUGAUGACCUCAUGGUCACGUGACCUGAGGUCAACCUUUGACCUUGACCUUUCGAGGUCAACAUAUAUAUCAUUCGAUGCGGAUUGACGAGAGUAUCACGAUGAUGCCCUUAGUUUGUUCCUAUCUUGACUAAUUCGAAAGUUAUUCGAGAAAAACUCUCUCCAUAUCUAGCGCCGCCAUUUUGACUUUUUCGACCCCUGUGACGUCAUCUUUGACCUGACCUGAAAUGACCUUAGUAAAAAUUGUAGAACUUUUCCGUGUGUAUCCGAUGCCGUUUACCGCUUGUCGCUAUCUUGCUUCGUUCUCGAGAUCUCAGGGGGGCGGUCAUCCGCCCCCCCCGUCGGUGCGAAGUUGGCGCAGUCGGUGCGCGGGUUAACUGUGACGCAAACACAUUUACAAGAUCAGAGCGACUCACAGAAUGUGUAUGUGUCCAUAUUACAUGAAAUCAUGAUCUGAGAAGCUUUUACCAAAAAUGCAGUAAAAAAAAACUUCACGAAAAUAAAAUUCAGCUUGCCUAAAACGCAAUUAUUUUAGAUGACCUAGGUUGACCUUGACCCUGACCUUGACAUCUGUAAAUCGUCGAACAACAUGUUCCAUGAUAGGUGGGAGGUAAGACUGGCAAAAAAGGCCGAAAUCAGGGUGUCAAAAGCUGACAAGGCCCAUAGUUAACGCAAGAUGUUGAGAAUCGGUCAUUUGGGUCAUGACAUGACCUGAAAAACAAGGUCAUAUCUCUGAAACAAAAACCACAGAAACUUGAAAUUUUUAGUGGACAUCAAGAAAGGAUAGAGGAGAAGCUAUACAAAAAAUCAGGCCUCUAACUCUAACAAUGUGGAGUGCAGAGCAGAAAGACUACCUGGGGGGGGGGCUGGCAACCACCCCCCCCCCCCACAGUGAGGCAAAUGGGGUUCACGAGUUGCCAUAAACACGAAAAAGGCCCAAAAUUAAAGUUCACCUAACCUGCGCGGGGCUGGGGGGGUAAAUUUUACCCACCCUCGCGAAUUUUUGCAAUAACUCAAAAACAGCGGGGCGCAGCGCCACCAAACCUUCAGUACCUUUUCUUACAUCAAUUUGACACGUUCUCUGAAAAUUUGAGCGAAAUCGGUCGGUAAAUUUUCGAGAAAUUGACGUUUUAGUGACGUCAUGUUCGCCAUUUUCGCCUCUAAAACGGCAAAAUUUCAAACGCCGCUAACAUCUUCAUUUUUAAAGGAAUCAAGACGUAACAAAAAGGUUAUACGUAGUUCUUCUUUGUCUAUCAAAUGGCUAUCUCGGUUUUUUGAAAAUUUUGGAUUUUGGCCAAAAGUUUUUCUAAAAACUGACUUUUUUGGGAAAAUAAUGAUAAAAUCCAAAAUUUCAAGUGUAUCGACGAAACCGGAGUAUAUGUCAGAGAUGUGGUCUAUGUGCACCUACAUACCAAUUUUUAAAAGAAUUGGGUCAAAAAUGUGGGAGUUAUUAAAAAUUUCAUAACGUCACGACACACAAUUUUUUGAAAAAAAAAA